Messenger RNA from Epithele typhae, 1881 nucleotides. RefSeq lists its product as uncharacterized. The record is from RefSeq and is a predicted model, not a curated record. Bases 1 to 1881 code for a protein of 626 amino acids. The transcript has 5 exons. NCBI's taxonomy places the organism in Eukaryota, Fungi, Basidiomycota, Agaricomycetes, Polyporales, Epitheliaceae.
AUGGAUCCAUCUUAUCAGCGCAAGAAGAUCGUCGACUUGAGCGACACCGAACUCAUCACCCUCGGAUUCCUGGGCGAAGAUGUUGCUCCAAGCGUCAAACGUAUUGUUGACCAGGUGAAGGCUAACCCUGAUCACCUGGGCACCGUGACCUGCUUCAUGGUCGACUUGUUCAAGCGCAAGUACCCGGUCAAGGUUCCCCCACAAGACGCUACUCAUCUGCCCGUCUCCCCCGUCUCCCCUGUCUCUCCCACCUCUUCCAUCCCCAGCGAGGCCCAGACCCUCCGCCCCAUCCUCGGCGAUGACUCGGUCGCCCGCACCGUCGUCGCCCCCGACCUGAUCUCCCAGUAUGAGAUGAGGUUUUGGUACCACGGCAUCUCCGGCGACCCUCCCAAGCUCAUGUGGCGUUCCGAUCUUGAGACAAACCCCUUCCCCCUUCCCCAGCCUGGGUCCAACUUCUUUACGAUCCCCGCCAAGACUGCCCAUGGCGUCUUCAACACGCCGCUCAACCACGUGUGGCACGAUGUCGCCCCUCGGAUUAUAGCGUCGAUGAAGGCCCGCGGCCUCAAGUACUCCGCCGUAAAGACGGCUCGCUUCUCGACCGUCGGGGACGACAUGCACAAAACGUUUGGCCCGAUUGUCCUUUGGAUCGCUGUACAGCCCGAAACCACCAACUCCAGGGCCGUUCGGGAUGCCACACCGGAUAUCCUCCGCAUCCUCGCUGACGUCCAGAUCACCAAUGUCGUCGUCGAGUGGUACGACGGGGAGGUCGUCGAUCUCGUCAAGCCGCCCCCAAGUCUGAUGAGCGUCGAGCACGAAACGAGCCCCAUAUUCGGCCUCAACCACCCCUUUAACACUGGCCUAGGCAUCCCCAUCGCGAGGCAGUCCGACGACGCGCAAGGCACCCUUACGCUCCUGUUCAAGGAGAUGAAGACGAGCAGCGGCGACCCGAGCGACAGGAUCCUCGCCCUCACCAACAAGCACGUCGCCUCCGUCGACAUGCACUCCGACUACGAGUUCGAUGGGACCAACCCUCAGCACAUUCUCGUAUGCAGUGAUCGCCAUCUCGACGAGGCCAUCACUGCGAUCGAGAACGCCCUCCUCAUGGGGCUCCGCGAACUCGUUCGUCUUGUCCGACAAGUCAAGGACCAGCAGUCGAAGUUGGGCACUUCAAAGGAGAACGACAUGAUCCUGAGACGCAUAAUGUACGCCUUAGAGCACAAGAUCGAGGACAUCGCCGCUCUUCAGACCUUCUUGGAAGAAGUCAACGCCGACUGGCGAGAUACCGACGGGCGUAAGUUAGGUAUCGUCGACUGGGCUCCCAAAGUCUCCGUCAGUGUCGACUACCCCCACUACACUCGCGACAUCGCCACGUUCGUGGUCGAUAGGGAGAAGGUUAAAAAUUUCGAGUCUAACAUUGUCGACCUGGGAAACCAAUACGAUAGCACCAUGCUUGGGCGUCGCAUGCGCUGGAGAAUCCCAGACGACCUCCAGCUCCCCAUCCGGCGCGUUCUUCCUCGCCACCUCGCCAUCAAUCCCGGCAACAAAUAUGCAGGCGGCUCCAUCGUCGGCAAGUACGGCAACGCGACGAAGUUGACCUUGGGCAGCUACUCCGGAAUGGAGGCCUACCUCUGCACCGCACUCGGACUCGAGUCCCGGGCAGUGCCCGUCUACAACAGCGGCCUUGACUUUGCGGCCCCCGGCGACUCGGGCUCCCUCAUCUUCACGGGCGACGGCGACGCCCUCGCUCUGUUGUGUUCAGGAAUGCCGAGGGGUGCCCACAACCAUGUCACCUUCGGUACGCCGAUGUGGUGGGUUAUCAAACAGAUCCUGGAAAGGUAUCCGUCCGCCGAGUUUCAUGGCAUGACCUACGACAUCGACUGA